AUGGCUGACCAUCCCGCAGUCCUAGAACCGCGAUCAUAUUCGGUCGAGGUCGAUACAACCACAAAUAAUCCUGACUCUCAGCCAGAAGUUGAGACAGGGCAGGAAGCUGAAGCUCAAUCGGAUUCACAGCCGGAAAUCGAGCCAACCAGUAACUCACAACUAGAGGUAGACUUACCAUCUCGUUCCGGAACAGUCACACCGAUCGACAACCAGGCUGUCUCUCCCACAAACCACAACGACGUUCGCCUUCCUGGGAUUAGAGAGGUCGUUGGAGAGCAGUUGCUUCUGCCUAGACCACCUCCAGUCGAACUGGGAAUUCCACCACCAGGACGUCCGGGCGAAAUACCAAUCUAUCUGGACAAGCUUCCUAUUCAACUCUACGAGAUCGCCGGAGGAUUCUACAAUAUGACACAACCUCCGAAUGAGACUAAGUCAUCGCAUGAGCGACUGACUGUAGAUCACAGAAAGAUCAGAUACACCCUCGCGCUCGUCCAACAGCCAGAGAAAGCCAGAGCUUGUGGAUCAGGACCUCGUUCAUCAGCUGACCGUAGACCUGUUGACCCUCCUCCUGUUGUGGAGCUGAGGGUCUUUGCGAAUGAUGUCGAUGUCACCAUGUCUUAUGAUGCUACAUUUAUGCUCUACGCUAGCUUGGAAAAUUCGCGACCAAUAGCAUCCGGCAAGAUGCAUUCACCUCCAACCAUUCCAGUCCUGACAGGCGUCGCGGUUGCUAGCGCUGCCUACUUGGAACGCCCAAACCCUGCAGCGUACUUCAUUUUCCCAGACUUAUCAGUCCGACAUGAGGGUUGGUACAGAUUGAAAUUCUCUCUGUUCGAAGGCGUCAAGCACGAAGCAGACGCAGAUGAAGAUAAACCUUUCCACAAUAUUCCUCUGACACAGGACAAAUAUACACGCCCCGUUCGCCAUGAGAGCAUGUUUAAUCGUCUGGAAGUACAAUCUCUCCCUUUCCAGGUCUUCAGCGCAAAGAAAUUCCCCGGCCUCAACAAGAGUACCACGCUCAGCAGAAUGGUCGCUGAGCAAGGCUGCCGUGUUAGAAUUCGACGAGACAUCCGCCAAAGGAAACGAACGGGAAAGGGAGAUGUUGAUGUCGAUGAUGUCCACAGCUCCUACCAAGGGACACCUCAAGCAACCUAUCGAACACUGGAUCAUUCGCGAUCUGCGAGCCGUAACAGUAUUGGCAGUCAGUAUGAACCCGAUGCUCGGCGACUAUCCGUGGACAGCAGCUAUCGACAUCCAGGUAUCCAAACUCGGCAACCAUCAAUUGUUGGUAUGCCUCUAGGAAGCCCUUCCCAGCCCACUCCUUCUCAAAUGACGAUAUCCAUGCCUCCUCCAUCAGCAGCGUGGUCCCAAGGCACCAUGCCACGGCCGCUAUCGGAUGCAUCCCCUCUAAUAUCUCCUCACACACCAACACGAAUGCCAGCACCCAUGACGUUUCCACAAUCCUCUUCACUCCCUGUCGAGCCAUCGAGACCCAUCAUCAACAACAGUGGCAUAACUCUUCCCCCGUUGUUUACCUCAUCUUCUUACCAUCGGCCUCUGUAUGCAGUCCAGGAAAGCUUCCCGACGAAGCGAUCAGCAAGCUCGUAUACCUAUGAAACAGAGACUGCUUUGAAAGACCGUGGACGUCCUGAUAAUCGUCCUCCUGCUUCUCUACGGCGCGCAUACUGGAAUCCUGACACAAGCGUUGAUGGUGCCAAUCAGGUGAUUGAGCCGGAUAACGGCGAGGAAGAGGAGUUUGAGGAAGUUUCCUUGUUGAACGGUCCUUUGGUUUACGAACGUGCCGAUGGUUCAAGACAGAACAAAACAUGGCAUGGACAUUUUUGA
This is a messenger RNA of Exophiala bonariae, 1842 nucleotides long. RefSeq lists its product as uncharacterized. The coding region runs from base 1 to 1842 and encodes 613 amino acids. NCBI's taxonomy places the organism in Eukaryota, Fungi, Ascomycota, Eurotiomycetes, Chaetothyriales, Herpotrichiellaceae. The record is from RefSeq and is a predicted model, not a curated record. The transcript has 2 exons.